This is a messenger RNA of Symbiodinium natans, 882 nucleotides long. NCBI's taxonomy places the organism in Eukaryota, Dinophyceae, Suessiales, Symbiodiniaceae. The record is from the annotation of a GenBank genome assembly.
AUGAACACAACGAAUGCCAAUAUGCAGCACACGCUCACCGCCACGAUGACCCACUGGGGCAGCGCCGCCUUUUGCUUUCUGCAAGCACCACUCCAAGAAAGACUCUGGCAAAUCCAGCUCGAUCACGACAUCCCCAAUUCCUCCGACGGCAGAUUCCUGAAAAUGAUCAAAGUAUACCUGCAAAACAAUGCAUCCGAGCGCCACCGAGACAUCGACAGCCUCGACAGACGCGGAGGCAUCCGAAUUCUCCAGAGCACAACAUCAAACAACCGAGAAAACGACCCGAACCACACCAACCUCACUCCGUACCGACCCGUCUUCUACGUCCAAGAGAGCUCACUCGACACCUUCUUCCAACUCCUGCACAACUCCCUGAAACACAACCUGAUCACCGGCCACACCAACUCCUCGCCCAAACUCCACGUACGAAACAACAACAUGCACAAUCUCCCCCUGCCCAAACUCACAGUGCCACAAUGGCACCUCAUCCAAGAAUCAAACUCACCCGACAAAGAAAGGCUGUUCGCAGUCCCGUCACCGCAAGGUCACCGACAUCUUGUGUGCAUCUUGAGCCACAAACAGCAUCAGUACAGCCUGCUCUUUCGCGGAGGAGCAGUUCCGUUUCUGCGGAACUUUGAGGUUUUACAGCACCGUCAUCCACCACGGGCACCGCAACCAGUAAAGCCAAAAGAGGAACCCGGCAUUUUGCUACAAGUGCAAAACGACGCCCAAGGACAACAAGAAGUCCUUACAAUGCUCGAAGAGACACUCCAAAACAUCCCAGUGCUGCUCCAUCACAACAUUAAAGAAAGGAACGACUCCAUGCUCAGCUGGCUCUUGACACUCGACAACAUCUACCCAGCAAAGACCACGAGCAACUGA